AAACCGUACGUAAGAACGUCGAGAUAAAUCUGCUAGUUUUCCUUAUCAAGAUUACAAGAGUGAUAAAAAUAUCUCGGCGAAAACUACAUAGCUGGUUAAUCGUCACGAGGGAGCGCGCUUAGCCACCUCGAACAGCCAAAAUGCUGGCUAAAAUAUUCACCACAGUCAAAUACACGCUAGUUUCCGUCAAUUUUCUGUUCUUGAUAACGGGCAUCAUUAUACUGUCCGUGGGCAGUUCGGUACAGUCCGCCUACAAUGGUUACCAUGAGUUCCUCUCGGAGAGGUUCUUCUCACUCCCUGCGUUCUGCAUUGCGACCGGAGUCAUCAUAUUCCUCAUCUCCUUCGCCGGCUUCUAUGGCGCCUUUAUGGAGAACUACUAUAUUAUUAUGGGGUUCGUGGGCUCCAUGGUGCUGAUGUUCAUAUUCCAACUGUCGGCUUGCAUCGGCGGGUACGUACUGCGCGGCAACACCGUGGCGCUGGUGCAGCAGCAACUGCACAACACCAUGCAGCUGUAUGACCCGCAGAAGAACUUCGCUGUCACUGUACUGUGGGAUGAAGUGCAAAGAGACUUCAACUGCUGUGGGGUGAUGGACUCGCGCGACUGGUUGACACCCCUCGGCACCAACGACUCACAAGGCGUGCCAGUCAGUUGUUGUGAGCACGUAUGGGGUGCAGUCAACACGUUCACUUGCAACACCACAGUCGCCUUCCAGCUAGGCUGCGCGGAAGCGUUCGGCAACUGGGUGCAGAAGCAUGUUGCCGCUAUCGGAAUAUCAGGAGUCGUCUUAGUGUUGAUACAGGCAUUGGCAGUCGCGGGCGCGGUGUGGUUAGCUAAUAUAACGAGGCAAGAAAGGGAGUUUCCUUAAACAAAUUACAUUAUAAUUUACCAUAGUAAAACCAAAAUAAUUUAUUGCUGUUAAUUUUUAUUAAUAAUAAAAAUAUCUGUUAUAAUA
This is a messenger RNA of Maniola jurtina (meadow brown), 953 nucleotides long. RefSeq names its product CD63 antigen-like. The transcript has 6 exons. Gene Ontology annotation, cellular component: membrane. The record is from RefSeq and is a predicted model, not a curated record. NCBI's taxonomy places the organism in Eukaryota, Metazoa, Arthropoda, Insecta, Lepidoptera, Nymphalidae. Bases 141 to 866 code for a protein of 241 amino acids.